Molecule: messenger RNA, 2747 nt
Organism: Exophiala xenobiotica
Lineage: Eukaryota; Fungi; Ascomycota; Eurotiomycetes; Chaetothyriales; Herpotrichiellaceae
Exons: 3
Coding region: 69-1682 (537 amino acids)
Biological process (GO): proton transmembrane transport
Cellular component (GO): membrane
Molecular function (GO): antiporter activity
Source: RefSeq, a predicted model, not a curated record
CAACCUACAUCGCUGGUGGAUGUAGCCUUGCUGGCUGGUCUUUGCACUAUUGAUUUCCUUCGAGGGCCAUGGCGAAAUCCGCUAUCCGGUAUGAAGAACCUGCCAUCGAUACGAUCUUGGUUCAGUCAUCUUUUCUUUUACUUUCCAAUAUUGUGAACUCCGUUCUUGACAAUGUUUUUUACUGCGGUCUCGUGGGACAGGUCCUCCUUGGGAUGGCCUGGGGCACACCUGGCGCAAAGCUGCUGUCUCACGCCUUCGAAGAGUCAGCAACACAAUUGGGAUACCUAGGCUUGAUUGCCAUUGUGUUCGAGGGCGGUCUUGCAACUUCAAUCAAGUCAGUCAAGACCAAUUUAUUUCUGUCGGUCUGCGUUGCCGCCACAGGCAUUCUACUCCCCAUCGCCUUCUCAUUCUCCUUACUUGCCGUCGCCCAUGCCACCCAUCUUCAAGCUUUCGCUGCUGGAGCAGCCUUAUGUUCUACCAGUUUGGGAACCACUUUCAGCCUUCUGAAGACGACUAAUCUAACGACAAGCCGUCUGGGGACAGUACUGACGAGUGCUGCUAUGCUUGAUGACGUGAUAGGACUGAUCAUGGUACAAGUUAUAGCUAAUCUGGGUUCUGGGUCCGACAAUUUUGAAGCAUCUACACUUUUACGACCAAUAUUUGUAUCUCUGGGCUUCGCAGUUUGCUUACCAGCCCUUUGCAAGUUUAUGAUCAGGCCCAUUCUCAGACAUUCAAGAAACAGCACGCUUCACCUUCCGAAGUCCCUCAGAAAGGCGAGUGGUGCUUUCUCACUUUAUUUCCUGCUUUCGACUGCGUUACUUGUGGGACUGGUCUCUGCUGCGAGCUAUGCAGGUACAUCAGCACUAUUUGCAGCUUAUAUUGCAGGGGCCACUCUCUCCUGGAUGGAUGGGGAAAUACUCAGCGCCAAUGGAACUCGGACAGUCCAUUCAGACCCGCAAAGAUCAACGUCAGAAAAAGGUCGGCCAUGCCAGACAGCAGAUAGUGACAGCUCCAGCCCAGAUUGUAAUGCAGAACCAAGCAGCCAGAAAUGCGAUGCAGAUGCACAAUCUUCAAACAAUGGAAGCAGUCCACAACUCCGGCCGGCAAAGGCUUCUCGUCUGCCCACUCCGCCCCCAGAGCCGGAGAAUAGUGCGGGUGAGUCUGACGUACCGGAGCAUGCACCAAAGGCCACCGACAAUGAGCGACGCAGUAUGCGUAUGUAUAAUCAAUACUACGGCCCCGUAGUCGAGCGCAUCUUAAGGCCUCUCUUCUUCGCGUCGAUCGGCUUCUCCAUUCCAAUCACAAAAAUGUUCCGAGGCUCUAUAGUCUGGCGUGGCAUUGUGUAUACAAUUCUAAUGGCCGUUGGCAAAUUGUGCUGCGGCCUCUGGCUGGUUCGCUUCACGAACAUCGGUUCGGGAACAAAAUCGCCUACAAUCUCAUCGGACAGGAAGAGAUGCGAAGGCAAAAAGCGUCAGACCAGAUCAUUUCCUCGGCCGAAGUCUCUGUAUCCUGCCUCCAUACUCGGUUGUGCAAUGGUUGCUCGUGGAGAAAUCGGCUUCUUGAUUUCCGCCGUUGCUGCCAGCAAUGGGAUCUUUUCUGCCAACGGCAAUGGUAAUCAGUCCACGUCAGACAUCUACCUUGUUGUGACAUGGGCAAUAUUGCUAUGCCAACGGCAAUGGUAAUCAGUCCACGUCAGACAUCUACCUUGUUGUGACAUGGGCAAUAUUGCUAUGCACGAUUGUCGGACCACUCGGUUUGGGCAUUCUGGCGAAGAGAGUAAAGCGGCUGCAGAUGGAAAGAGCACAAAACCGAGAAGGCGGAGCGGAAGAUCCCUUGGGCAUUUGGGGUGUAACUUGAGUGACCGACUACUGUACGACACUUGACGUUGCAACCGCGAGCAGAGAAAUCUCAAGUUGUGGAAUGAACGCCAUCUUGCAUGUACUGAGCUCAAAAGAGUGCUCGUUUCAACAUCUACCAAAAUCCCACUCCCUGGCCUUGCCAAAUUUCUUCGACAUGGCCUUGAAGUACCCCGAAUCGUCACGGUGACGACUACCUGGAAAACAUCUUCAUCAUGUCCUUUCCCUUAUCUUUACUUUUACUAUCGCCUCCCAAGAAUUGUUGCGCCAGGUUGUUCAAUAGCGCGGCACCGCCUCCCUCGCGGUGGGCGCUCUGACCGUGGAAGUCCGACCCGGAGACCUCGUCGGCUUCGACGAAGCCUGAGCGCUUCUCCCGAGGGGCAUAGGCAUAGGUAUUUUGAUAUUGAGGUGGAGGCCCCGCACGAUUGGGUGCAUACAUGUACUCGUUGUUGCUGUGGCCGAAUGGAAGUGGUGAAGAAGGGUUAUUCUGGAGGUAAAGUGGCUGGUCUUGCGGCCCUGAGGGGCGGCGGUCAACAAAUUCCAGUCCUUGACUUUGCCCUUUCUGCUGUUGUUGACCUCGCCCUUGCGGAACGUAAUAGUAUCCCUGACCGUCUGUACCGUCAAGAUAUUGAGGUUGGGCGUCACGGUAUUCGUUUCGGGAUGGCGAGGACUGCUCUCGGCGGCGCUCCGAUGAUUUUGACAGCUUAUUGAUGCCGUAGAUGGCGACUCCGGAGACCAUGGCUGUCUUGAUGAGGCCCAUGAUGGAUACUUGGAUGGGAAUGUGCUGACUGGUGCUGUAGCUUGUUGAAUUUAUCUGAGAGUAGUUGCUUGAGGGUAUACUCAGAGGUGUGGAAGAUUCUGCUUGUGGUAUCAAUAGUCUCUGUCUUUUUG